UCGCAAUUAAUUUAUUUUUCUACCCCGUUUGUGUAAAUAUAUAUAAUACUACAAAAAUAGUAAGCAAGCUAAGUUCUUUUGUAUUUUGGUUUUUGUUUUGUUUUCGUCGGAACUGAUGCAAUUGUCUUUGUUCAUAAGGAUGGAAGGAGGAAGCAGCUUGUAAGCCUAACCUCGUCAUUCAAUUCCAUCCUCCAAGAAUAAUAUUUCGAUAACACAGUAAAUGGGUAAUUGGUCAUAUUCUUAGUGAUUAACCGAGCGAUGCUUUGGAGGAUGCUGGCGAGUGGUGACGACAAUGGCUUCUUCUUCUUUGAAGGUUGGUUAUGGCAUCGCCAGCAGACUGAGAGUGAGAGGUAUUCGGCCUAUGUCUUGUCUUCUUCUUCAGUACUCUACUCUUUUUCUGUUCCCCAACAGUUACUUGGCUCCGUUUCACUCUCGACCUUGUUAUCCAACCAAAUCUACAAACACCCAUUUGCAGCGGCCUGCCAAAGUCACUAAUCUUGAGGAUGCACUCCAUGUGUUCGACGAAUUGCUUCAUAUGCGUCCUCUGCCUUCCGUUGUCCGUUUCAAUCAAAUCAUGGGUCAAGUCGCCAAGCUGAAACGUUAUUCGGCAGUAGUCUCCUUCAAUAACCGAAUGGGUCUGUCGGGAAUUCGUCCUGAUGUUUAUACUCUAAACAUUAUCAUUAAUUGUUUUUUUCAUCUUAACCAAAUGGGGUUUGGUUUGUCUGUCUUGGGAAAAUUCUUCAAACUUGGUUUUGAACCUGAUGUCACGACCUUCAACACUCUAAUCAACGGAUUCCUUCUUCAGAAUAGAGAGGCUGAUGCUGUCGGUGUUCUGAAUAAAAUGAUGGAGAGUGGUACUUGUAAGCCCAAUGUGGUUACUUUCGGCACACUAGUAAAGGGCCUUUGCUUGAAAGGUAACAACACUGGAGCUAUCCAAUUGCUUAAGAAGAUGGAAGAAGCAGGUUGCAAGCCUGACAUAGUUGUCUAUAGCACGAUCAUCGACAGUCUUUGUAAGGACACUAUGCUUGUUGAUGCGAUGAACCUUUUCUCUGAAAUGAUGAGUAAAUGCAUUGACCCCAACAUCAUUACCUAUACUUCUUUGAUUCAUGGAGUAUGCAAAUUAUGGGGGUCAAAAGAAGCUACGAGAUUGUUUAAUGAAAUGGUGAGCAAAGGUAUAUUUCCAAAUCUGCACACCUUCAAUGUCUUGGUAGACACCCAUUGUAAAGAGGGCUUGGUCGGGGAAGCAAAAAGCAUUGUCGAAAUGAUGACUCAAAGAGGUAUUGAGCCUGACACAGUUACUUAUAAUUCGCUCAUGGAUGGUUAUUGCUUGCGAGGGGAAAUGGACAAGGCAAAAAAGGUUUUGGAACUAAUGCUUCGCAAGGGAUCCAUUGUUGAUGCUUAUAGUUACAACAUAUUGAUAAAUGGCUAUUGUAAGCAUAGAAGGAUCGAUGACGCACUGAUGCUUUUUGAGGAAAUGUCUAGUAGCAGACUUGUUCUGAAUGUCGUUACUUAUAGCACUCUCAUGGACGGUUUUUGCAAAGUAGGGAGAAUACAGGAUGCACAAAAGUUGUUCACUCAGAUGCAAGCUUGUGGGCAUCUUCCAGAUGUUCCCACUUGUAAUAUUUUACUGGAUGGCCUUUGUAAAAACCAAGAACUCCCAAUGGCAUUGAAACUUUUUCGAGAGAUGGUAGAUAAAAAGUUGGAUCCAAAUAUUUGGACUUACAAUAUUCUCAUCCAAGGUUUAUGCAUAGCUGGAAAAGUUGAAUAUGCAAGGGAUCUCUUCCGCAGUUUAUCGUCAAGAGGUCUUCAACCUGAUACCAGGACGUAUAACAUAAUGAUUGGUGGCUUUUGUAAUGGAGGGCUAACAAGCGAAGCGAAAAAGUUACUUAAAGAAAUGGAAGAGAAAGGCUGUUCUCCAGAUGAUUGUACCUAUAACUUAAUCAUCCGAGGUUUUUUCAAUAACAAUGAGCCAUCAGAAGCAAUGGGACUUAUUCAACAAAUAGUGGGAAAGGGUUUUGCUGCAGACGCUUCAACUGCGGAAUUGAUAUUUGAUAUGCUGUCUAAAGAUAAAAUAGAUCCUGCUUUGUUGCCAUUGAUAGAAAGAUCGUAAUGAAAUUAAUUUCUAUCUUGGAAAGUUGAAACAGAUCCUUCUAAUGAUCACAGUUAAUUUUGAAACUGUUGCACAUUCAAUUCCUUAAAUGCAUUAUAUAUGUUAUUAGUUUAAUCCAUUAUUUGAUAGAGAAAUUUGUAUUUUACUAUUAUGAGAUUGUGAAAUAUGUUUGAGGAGCAUGGUAUUUGGAUUGAUAUGGUCAGAUUAAGUGCAAUACUGCAACCCGUAAACAUUUAUAUGCUAUAUUAUAUAAUUUGUAUUUGAGUUGAGUCUUGAAUGUUGAAGGCGACUUGCCAAAUAAAAUUAUUGAGGUACUGUUCUUCAA
Messenger RNA from Malus domestica (apple), 2435 nucleotides. The record is from RefSeq and is a predicted model, not a curated record. NCBI's taxonomy places the organism in Eukaryota, Viridiplantae, Streptophyta, Magnoliopsida, Rosales, Rosaceae.